This is a messenger RNA of Candidozyma duobushaemuli, 1095 nucleotides long. RefSeq names its product ubiquitin-protein ligase. The transcript is spliced from 3 exons. The record is from RefSeq and is a predicted model, not a curated record. Bases 1 to 1095 code for a protein of 364 amino acids. NCBI's taxonomy places the organism in Eukaryota, Fungi, Ascomycota, Pichiomycetes, Serinales, Metschnikowiaceae.
AUGCCAAACGAUGCCAUCAACAAUAUCCCCACUGAGUUCGUGAUUCCACCCAACGUGGUACCCCAGAGAGAACCUAUCGAGCAGGAUCGAGACAUUCAGCCUGCUGUUAUGCUCUUCGUCAACGUGCCAUGGCCAGCUGUGUGGCUUGUAAUUCGUCCUUCCAUGUCUCCUGCCUUGGUGCAGCUUCGCAUGAGCCAGGCUCGACUGAAUGGUUUUGCCCAAACUGUGACUGCUAUCAAGAGCUUUAUACUCCAGGCCCGAGCCGCCAUUCCAAGAUCCAAUACCCUUAUCACAACCGACAGCGACCUAGCCCAGGCCGUGUUUGACGACAGCCUUGACUCGCUUGAAACGGGGCCGUCUCUGCGACGCUCUAGAUCUCAUGUGCUCAAUGGCGGAGUGCUACUACGGAGAGAGGAAAGAGCCUUGAGGAAUCUCACUCCAGAGGAAGCUCACCUGUGGGACAUGUUCGAGCAAGCACGAACAGGUGGUCUGGGCACCGCUCCUACUACUCCUGUCGAGGACAAACCUAGAAGGAAACGGAGAAGGCGAGGAGAAGCCGCUGCUGAACCACUGUCUGUCCAAUCUCCUCCAGAACCUUCACAAUCCCCAUCAGAGGCAGGUUCCUCUAGAAUCAGCUCUCUUAUGAGCCAGAUAAGGCUGAGGCCGAGAAGUUCAGUUACUGACGAGAGACCCGCUGUCCAGGUGCCCUCUGCUCCGACAAUGACUAGGAUGUCCCCGUUGAUCAGUCCGGUGACGAGUGACAGUGAGUCUGAACUUCGGAGACCGCCUUUUGAGCGCCCCGGUAGAGAGCUUACCCUCGAGCAAAAACGCAUAAUUCAAAAGCAUGUUCGUGAUAAUCUUCGUCCAUUGUAUACUCCAAAUGAUCCGACGAAAACUGGAACCAUUACUACAGAAGAUGAAUACAUCCGAAUCAACAAAAGCAUUUCCCGCAAGAUCUACUCGGCAAUACUCUCGCUGGGAGAGGAAGAAGGACCGCAAAUUUAUGAAGAUUACUUCGAUAAUCCCAGCUCUAAGCUAAGAGAUUUGGUUGAUUGCUGUGUCCAGCGAGAACUAGCAGGUGUUAGAUAUGGGUAA